Camponotus floridanus (Florida carpenter ant) is the source of this 1554-nucleotide messenger RNA. Its product is annotated as zinc finger MYM-type protein 1-like. NCBI's taxonomy places the organism in Eukaryota, Metazoa, Arthropoda, Insecta, Hymenoptera, Formicidae. The record is from RefSeq and is a predicted model, not a curated record. The transcript is spliced from 3 exons. Bases 1 to 1554 code for a protein of 517 amino acids.
AUGAACACAUGGAAUGAAGCUCGUUUAGCUCGUAUUAGUGCUGCAAACUGUUCUAAUAUUUCUCAUAUGUCUGAAAAACUUUAUAUUGAAGAAAAACAGAAAUGGAGAAAUAUUUUGGAAAGAGUAAUAGCCAUUAUUCAAUAUCUAGCCGAACAUAAUAUGGCAUUGAGAGGUUCAUCCGAUUUACUGAAUACUCCAAAUAAUGGAAAUUUUUUAGGCCUCGUAGAACUUAUGGCUCGAAUCAAGAAAUGUUGUUACCUAUUUAAGCAAAAUAUACAAAACGAACUUAUAUCUCUGAUGGGUAAUAAAAUCAGAAAUACUGUGAUCGGUCGAAUAAAAGCUGUCAAGUAUUUUUCUGUUCUUUUGGAUUGUACUCCAGAUACUUCUCAUCAGGAGCAACUUUCUUGCAUCAUACGAUAUGUUCAUAUACACAACGGUGAAGUACAAAUAUGUGAAAGUUUUACCGGGUUUUUGGUGGUCAAAGACACUAGCGGAUUAGGAUUGGCAACAACUCUAAAACAACAUCUGAAUGAUUGUGGACUUGAUUUUACAAACUGCAGAGGACAAGGAUAUGAUAAUGGAGCAAACAUGAAGGGAUACAAAGCUGGUGUCCAAGCCCAACUUUUACGAGAAAACCCAAAAGCUUUUUUUACACCGUGUGGCUGUCAUAAUUUAAAUCUCGUAUUGGCAGAUAUUGCUAGCGUUUCUCCCAAGGCUGUUACAUUUUUUGGUGUUAUUCAACGAUUUUACACAUUCUUAUCAGCUUCUAACUAUAGAUAUGAUAUAACUAAGAAAUAUUUAAAGCUUACACCAAAAACGCUAUCUGAUACUCGAUGGGAAUGCCGCGUAGAAAGUGUAAAAGCUGUACGGUUCCAAAUUAAAGAGUUUGUACAAAUAUUUGAAGAAAUUUUAACCGAACCUAAAGAUCCAAAAGCUGCUAGCGAAGCUACUUCUUUAUUGAAAGAAAUUCAAUCUUUUCCAUUCAUAUUAUCCACUGUUAUAUGGUAUGAAUUACUCGUAAAAGUCAAUAGAGUAAGUAAAAUGCUUCAGCAAAGGGACGUGCAAAUGGAUGUGGCCAUAUCACUCCUUGAUAAUCUGCUAAAAGAGUUAUUAACUUUUAGAGAAGAUGGCUAUCAAGAGUGUGUGAAAACCACAAAAAUUAUUGCAGAGCAAAAUAACGUUAUUCCUCAUUUCCCUCAAAAACGGGUUGCUAGAUCAAAACGACCGUUUGAUUAUGAAAGCGUCGAUGAUCCAAUAAGAAAUGAAGAAGAACAAUUCCGCAUAGAAUAUUUUCUCCUCGUUACCGACCAAGCCAUUGCAUCAUUUAAGGAACGUUUUAAGCUGUACGAAGAUCUCAGGAAUAACUUUGGAUUUCUCUACGAUUUUAGAAAAAUAAAAACAAUAUCUAAAAAAGACUUGAUGAAAAACUGCAUGGACUUCCAUAAUAUUUUACAGGAUGGACAGAAUUCUGAUGUAGAUGGAGUAGAUCUUCUUGAAGAAUUUAGAGACAAGAAACACUCUUAUAAAGUAAGAAUCAAAACCCUCAACGAUUAA